Podarcis raffonei (Aeolian wall lizard) is the source of this 3467-nucleotide messenger RNA. It is a transcript of the gene FBXL8, whose product is annotated as F-box and leucine rich repeat protein 8. The transcript is spliced from 3 exons. The record is from RefSeq and is a predicted model, not a curated record. NCBI's taxonomy places the organism in Eukaryota, Metazoa, Chordata, Lepidosauria, Squamata, Lacertidae. Bases 1575 to 2927 code for a protein of 450 amino acids. Gene Ontology annotation, molecular function: protein binding.
GGGAAAUUUAGAUUUCUCCAUGUUUGUUUUGGACACGUUUUGUUUCAAUUGUUGUGCCAUAUGCUUAUCUUUUCAUAUGCAAAGUCAUCUUGUCUUUUUAAUCAGUGAGCAAAAGGAUGCUACGAUUACUAAGAGCUGGCAUGGGUUUCUCAAAAACAAAUCAUGCUAGAUGAAUCUCAUUUCUUUUUUUGAUAAGAGUUACAAGCUGGGUGGAUCAGGGGAAUGCGGUGGGCGUGGCUUAUCUUGAUUUCAGUAAGGCCUUACACAAAGUCCCCCAUGAUAUUCUUGCAGAGAAGCUGGUAAAUUGUGGCCUAGAGGAUGCUACUGUUAGCUGGAUUUGGAGCCAGUUGACUUACUGAACCUAACAAGGGGUCACUAAUAGUUCCUGUCUUCUGAGGGGUUCAACCUGUUGUAAACAAAAAUUGCCCUUUUUCCUUAUGGGGUAUCCAAAAGCCCAUAUAGAGUCCUUACAUAGGUUUCCUAUUGAUAGGAAAGAAUAACAGAGGCCAACCAGAGACUAUUGAGAAGCAAAGCAGCUAGUAAGCUUGAUCUUUAUUGAUCUGUUGCAACAGGGUGCUCCCCUCACUCGCAGGAAAGGAGGAGGACCCACAAAAAUGCUGUGCAAGGCCUUAUAAAGACUUUUGAAAUUGCCACCCUGUAGAUCAAGACCACCCCCAGAAACAUCAUACAUACAUCACAGAAAAGGCGGUUUAAACAGAAAUUUGAAUGUUGUUUUUCUCCUGUCCUUGUUUAUCUCCUGUCUGGCAGGUUACUUGAUUGGAUUGCCUUGGGAGCCUGGCCAAUCUUUUGUAAUGAUAAAUACUUAGUUUCUGGGCCAUGUCACAGGCUCACACCCUAUUCAAACACAGACAUACCCUUAAGAUAGGAUUUGUGAAGGAAAAGACAAUGGGGAGGCUUUUCCAUUUUCCUUUGACCUUGCAGAGAAAACAUUUGGUCAGUUUGGGACAGUUCGAUUCGAGAAAGCAUUUGGUCAGUUUGGGACAGUUUGGGAAUCAAAAUGGUUCCAGGUCGGUCUUCCUGUGCUGAUCUAUGUAUGUGCUGUUAUGAACAUUACCAUAUAUCUAAGACCUCAAAAUUCCUAUCACAAACCUCUCUCUCCCAGCUUUGUGUUGUCUGCAAAGGUGAUCAAGAUUCACCCCAACCCUUUACAGAAGUCAGGGGAGAGAACCUUUUCCAGCUGAGAACCUCAGACAUGGAUUUUUUAAAAUGGUGAGAAGUACCCUGAGAUGACCCACUCAAAACCUUCCUUCAAUGCCCUGGUUUGUGGAGUUUCCUUACAGCUCAAUAGGGCCAUCUGAUUCUGAUGCUACUUCACUGGUGUUUGUAAAAAAAAAAAAAGUGCCCCUCCCCUGCACACAUUGACUUGCUAGAUCCUUCCCCCCUUCCAACUUUUGACACAGCACAUGAAUGAGGCCUCCUUUUUAUAUGAGGAGUGGCAAAAACGGUGGGGCAAGGAGUGUUUAAAAUCAGGAACAACUUCCUUUCGUGUAAGCCUCUCCCCCUCCUUGCUUUAAAAAACAACAACCUUGUACUGAAUACAAGGAAGUGACUUCAUGGUUUCAGAAAGCAAACAGAGUUUAUGGGGACUUCCUGUUGCAGACGCCUUCAUUGUGACCUUUGAGAGUGUGACUGAUCUCUUUGUGCCUGGGAGGAAAGGAGAGAGCACAUGGUGGCUUGAGCAGGCAGAAGAAGAAAGCACAUCCAGGGGCUCCUGCAAAGAAAGCUACAUUCCCAAAUUUGCAACCAGCUGCCCUAGGAGAAUGCCGGUGCUGGCCCCCGACGCUUGGAGCUACAUCCCUGAAGAAAUCCUGGCCAAUAUAUUUUACUACUUGCCUCUUAAAGAUCGGCACACAGUAUUCCACGUGUGCCGGCCCUGGGCUGCGGCAGUUUCUACCAGCUCUGUCUGGAGGUUUACAGAGGUCAGUUGCAGCACAGAGGAUGAAGAUGGCGAAGGCACUUUGCAGAGCUUGCACCAGUUUCUGAGCCACAUCAAGCACCUGAAGAUAGCCUUUGAUCAGUCUCAGGAGAAAACCCAGAGGAACGUCACUCAGAUUUUAGACAUGCUGGCCAAGCAGAACCACAAGUUGCAGGCUCUGUGCAUUGUGUGCAAAGGAGAAAACCCCCUUUUCUAUUCCGGCCAAGACAUCAUUCAGAGCAUCCGGAGAAUCUGCCAGAGCCAGAAUAAGACCAACCUUCAGCUUAUCGAUUUCCGGCAAAUGCCUUUCACUCUAGAUGACGGGCUCAUUCAGCUGAUUGCAUCCAGCAGUCCAAAUCUGCAUACCCUGUUCAUCAACAACCGCACCCUGGUUUGCAACGUCAAGCCAGAGACGAUCUGUGAGGUUCUGAGGGUUUGUCCUAAAUUAUCUACCCUGGGGGUCUACUAUGCAAGCCUGUCUGAGGAUGUUUUCCAGGAACUGGUAAAGUCAAAUCGAGGGCCUUUCAAGUGCCUGGAUAUUUUCUGCGAGCGCCUGGACAAGUACAUCCCCGUCAUCCCGGAAAAGCUUUGGGCUAUGGUUUGUGAGAGAUAUCCACAGCUGCAGGUGGAGAUGGAGUUCGACCACACAGUCCCUGCAUGGAAGAUCCCUCGGAUUCUAAAGCCCAAUAUUCCCGUAACCAGUUUACAGCUUAACACUUACACGUACAUGGUGAACCAGAUUCGGUUUGCCACCAGCAACUACAGCAAGACUCUGGAAAGGCUGGUCAUCCGCACUACGCCAUCUGAUGACCUCAACUCCUCGCUAACAGAUCUAGCCAAAAAGUGUGUGCAUCUGAAAGAGGUCCACUGUUACUGUGUGGUUAGCCCAGCCGUGGUACAGGCCUUUCUUUUACACUGCAAGGGUUUGAGAAGGUACACUCUAAAGGUCACCACGGGACGCAGCACUUGGAAACCAACAAUAAUCCAGUGAUUUUCCAUCUGCAGUAAAGGCACAUUCACACCUAUCCUCUCGGACAGUAGCAGUUUAGGCCUUUGGUAGUGUCCGGGGUGUACAUUUCAGUACUGUCUGCACCACUGAGGCUGCAAUCCUAGCUCUGCUAACCUCUGAGUAAACCCCACUUACUUACUCCAGAGUUGGCAUGGUUAGGAUUGUGGUGCAAUUCCAUUUCCUCUCACUUUGUUGCUAAAUUUACUGCUGGAGUAGGCAACUGCUCAGGAGUAAGGUGGGUAAACACAGAAUCCAAAUAGAAUUACACUUACUUCUCAGCUGAUAUGGCUAAGAUUGUGCUCCAAGUGCUACUGUAUUCAGUGGGGCUUACUCCCCGGUAAGUAGGGUUAGGACUGCAUCCUAAGUCCCAUUACCUAUUAGUGUGAACAAAUCACAGUCUUUGCCCUAGAAACAGGUGAACAAUGUUUACAGAGUGGCAUAUAUUUUUCAGAUUCUUGCAAAAUCAUAGCACUUUAAAUCUGUGAUAUGAUCAUAAUUCACAAUAAAUAUUUGUAUACGAAA